AUGCAAAAAUUGUUGGAUCCAGAGCCAAUUGAGCAUCCUCUUCCGAUCUAUCGCCGUCCCAUUCCACAUCCAGCUGCCAAGGAGCACAAAAGGACAGCAUCAGAGAUCUUUACUGAGACAAAGGCAUUGUUGGCUAGUUAUGAAUCUUUUCAGAAGAAAAUUCGGGAAGCAAUUCAGAUUUCUAUGGAGAGACCAGAACGGGUGGUUGUACAAGGCCCAGCCCAGCCUACGGUACAUAAACCAAUUCGUGCCUCCGUCCUGAAAUCAACUCCAAUAUCACCACAGGAAGUUGUUCGCCUCUCUCCGCCCAAGGAGGUUGACAAGGAAUCUAAUAAGGUGAUUGAUAAUGUAUCUGAUAAGGUGUCUGUUCAGGACUCUGCUGAGACAUCACAGCAAUCAACAGUGUCAUCUAAGUCAUAUGAUGAGCCAGGAAUAUUCACAAGUAUGUGGUAUAGGAUUAUAGGAUUGUGCUGCUGCAUAAGCACAAUAGAAAACGAGAUCACGUACACAACGGAUGAAUAA
Messenger RNA from Enterospora canceri, 522 nucleotides. Lineage: Eukaryota; Fungi; Microsporidia; Enterocytozoonidae. The record is from the annotation of a GenBank genome assembly.